Messenger RNA from Peniophora sp. CBMAI 1063, 2136 nucleotides. Lineage: Eukaryota; Fungi; Basidiomycota; Agaricomycetes; Russulales; Peniophoraceae. The record is from the annotation of a GenBank genome assembly.
AUGGUCGCCGGUGCGCGCGCGGGCAAGACGGCCUUCCUCCGCACCCUGCUCGACACCGCGGACAUUGCCACGAGCGCGACGGCGGAACAGCUGAACGGAGUCGCCGCCUUUGCGGCCGGCGCGGCGGGGCCCACUGUGGGGAUCCGGACCUGCAGCGUGGACGUCGCGGUGGCAGACGGCGCGGUCAUCCGCCUGAACGUCGUGGACACGCCCGGGACGAACGAGGGCGGGGUCGCCGCACCCGGCCGGGCCGAGCAGGUGUUGAGCGAGCUCGUCCGGUUCGUCGGCGACCGGUUCGCCGAGACCCUGGCAGCCGGCGGGCGCAGCGCCAACGACCGGCACGUCCAUCUGUGCGUCUACAUGCUCGACCCGGACGCCAUCGUCGCACCCACCACCGCCCUCGCCCGUGCCGCUCUCCCGCCUUCGGAAGUUGCCGCGAUCCAGCGCCUCAGCUCCCGCGUUAACGUCCUCCCAGUCGUCGCCCGCGCAGACACCCUGACGUCCGACAGGCUGGCGUCCGUCAAGCUCGCCGUUCGCCGCGACUUGGCAGACGCCGGCAUCGGUUUCGGAAUAUUCGACCUCGACGAUGCGCAGGCCCAGGACGCGGCCGCCCCUUCGUUUCUCCGCCUGCCGUACGCCUUGUUCGCCCCGGACUGCUACGGCCACACAGACGGAGUCGGCCGCCAGGUGCUCUCCAGGCACGAGCUCCUGCAGACCUAUACGCCCACCGGCGGACGCGCCCACGGCCGGCUCGUGCUCGGCAAGUACACGCGCGCCUACCGCUGGGGCCACGCCGACGUCCUCGACCACACCCACUGCGACUUUCUCCCCCUCCGCCACGCCAUCUUCCACCACAGAGAGACGCUCCAGAAAUACACCCGCGACUAUCUGUACGAAAAGUUCGUAAAGGAGCUCCCGGCCCCGCCCACGCUCACUACGCGUCCCAUCCUUACCAUUGACGCCGCUCCGAUCUACCCGACCAACGCCGCGCCUCUCCCGGUAGCUGUUCCCCCGCAACAGCAACCGCCGUCACAGCCUUCGGCGCCCGCAACCUCGCGCGCGAAGAAAAUCACGAUCGCCUGCAACUUUUGCCGCUCGCGCAAGCUCAAAUGCGAUGGCGCGCGCCCCGCGUGCCAUCAAUGUCAGAAACGCGCGCACGCGUGCGAUUACCAGGCGCCCGCGCGUGGCGGAGCAGGCGCGCGCCGGAAACGGCCGAGCGCGAGCUCCGGUGGCGAGGCUGAGAAUGGGGAAGACAGCGAUCCGGAUGCGGAAGGAGAGCUGGAUGCCGGAUCGGCCAGUCCGGUCGCGCGCUCGGCGCAUACGCCCGAUCACGAAGACGCCCAUGUCGCAAACGGCAAUGGAAAUGCUGGGGGACAGUUCUACGAUCACCCACCGCCCGCGACGAUGCUCGCCGCGUUAGCAGCGAGCGCAGGAGGCAUGAAGAGCGAGCCUGUGCUUCCCAGCUCGCUCGAGCCACAUAGACUCAUGCCUCCAUUGCCGCCUCCACAUGCAAUGUCUUUGCCUGCACCCAACGUGCCCAUGCAGCACCACGCGCUCGCCUUACAACACGUGCUGCAUGAUCCCGCAAGCGUCUUGCCACCUAUUCGCGACCUUUCGCAGCCUGGUCCUCCCGAGGCGGGGCCUAGCUCGACUCCGGGGAACAGUCCGCAGGCUGGCCGGAAACGGGCGGCUACGACUGGACAAGGCAAAGCAAGGACAAAUGCCGGCUAUGGCCCGAAGGUCGUCGCAUGCAAUCACUGCCGGGCUCGCAAAACGAAAUGUGACGGCCAACACCCGACCUGUGCGUCAUGCGCCCGACGGAAUCUCACCUGCAACUAUGUCAACGACCCCAGCCAACCCUCUCGCCGACGCGCAAGUCACACCGCCGGCCAGACGCAAACGACAUCCCCGCCCCACCAAUCCCAACCCCAACCGCAGUUACCAGGGCAGAUGGACGGCAGCCCGCUCACGCUCAGCCAAGGGCCGACACCACCGGGACUGAUCAUGAACGGAAACUACGCCAAUGGCAAUGGGCACGUCAAGCGUGAACUCGAACUCGACAAUGGCGAUGGACCCGAUGGAUCACCUGGUCGCGGCGACCCAAAGCGCAUGCGGCUCGUCAACGGAAUCGCGUAG